Molecule: messenger RNA, 1344 nt
Organism: Colletotrichum destructivum
Lineage: Eukaryota; Fungi; Ascomycota; Sordariomycetes; Glomerellales; Glomerellaceae
Product: Putative 3-oxo-5-alpha-steroid 4-dehydrogenase
Exons: 3
Coding region: 154-1086 (310 amino acids)
Biological process (GO): very long-chain fatty acid biosynthetic process
Molecular function (GO): oxidoreductase activity, acting on the CH-CH group of donors
Source: RefSeq, a predicted model, not a curated record
CUUCUCAACAACAUUUCCAAAACCCAGCACGUUGAAGCCCUUCCGUCAAGCUCCUUGGAAACGGCCAAGUACGACCCAACCCGCCCCUUCACCAACGCAGCUCGACUUUUACACCGGACACUUCAGUUGGACUUGGUACAGACAAUCGCGAAAAUGGCCGCCAAAAUCACGCUCAAGCUGAGCAACCGCUCGCCGAAGCAGCCGAUAAAGAAGCUUCCCGAGACCAUCGAGGUCCCCGCCGAUGCUACUGUCGAAGAGGUCAAGCAUAUUGUCGCCCGUAAGGCUGGCUUCAGCGAUUUUAACCGCGUCGGCCUGUUCGACCCCUCGACCCAGAAGACGCUGAAGAACCGCAAGGCACAGAUCAGCUCUGAGCCGGCCGUCAUGUCCGCUGGCCACGUGCUGGUCAAGGACCUCGGUCCCCAACUGGCAUGGAGCACCGUCUUCGUGAUCGAGUACCUCGGUCCCAUCCUCAUCCACCUCGCCGUCGUCAGCCUGCGCCCCUACAUUUACUCGGGUACCGGUGCUAGAAAGGCUCUCUCACCGACCCAGCUCCUUACUCUCGCCAUGUUCCUCGGUCACUUCCUCAAGCGCGAGUACGAGACGCUCUUCGUGCACAAGUUCUCGGCCAACACGAUGCCCCUGCGCAACAUCUUCAAGAACUCAUUCUUUUAUUGGGCCUUUGCCGGUCUCCUCAGCGCCUGGCACGUCUACUCCCCCAGCUCGCCCACGGCCCUCGCCCGUAACGACGCCGUUGAUGUUCUCGGUACCAUCAUCUUCCUUUUCGGCGAGGCGUCCAACGCCAUUGUUCACCUCAACCUUGCUAGCCUGCGCUCCCACGGCGGCACGGAACGCCAGAUUCCCCGCGGAUACGGCUUUUCUCUCGUCACAUGCCCUAACUAUAUGUUCGAGAUUAUCUCAUGGAUCGGCGUCAUCAUCACGAGCCGUAGCUGGGCCGUUGCCGUCUUCAUCGCUAUCGGCGCCGCUCAGAUGGCCCAGUGGGCCAAGGGUAAGGAACGCGCCUACCGCAAGGAGUUCCCCGAGACGUACAAGAAGAAGAAGUUUGUUCUGCUGCCCGGUAUCUUCUAGAUGCGUUCGCGCAGACAGAGCAUUGCACUCACUUUAGACUGGACUGAUUUGGUUUAUACCUGGGGCUUAAUCGUUCGGGUUGCUUAAUGCUCACAAGGGACAUCAUGGCGAAUGGGGUCGUGGGAAAUGGGUUGAGGAAAACUUGAAAAGUCUUCAGUACGGAAAGGCGUAAUAAGAGAAGGAUCAAAAGUCCAAAACAUCGUAAUUAUUGUCGCUGCGCAAAUCCAAAAUCAGUCGUGAAAUGUCGUUAUUGUCGUC